AUGAUGGAAUCAGAUUCAACAAUCGUUCAAAUGAAUAAUGAUGAGAAAAUUUAUUAUGAGAAAGUGGAUGAAUAUAUUAAUUCAUUAGAUAAAAAGUUUCGUGAAAAAUGUGUUAUCAAGCAACAAGUUUACGAUGAUAUCCUGAAAUGCUUACUAUUACCAAAAGGUUCACCACCUGAUGCAUAUUCAUCAACAUUUGUUUAUUGGGGGGGAGGGGGAGCCUCCUUAAUCGACAUACGUACAAGUCCUGAUAAAACAUCACCUGAUAUUACUUAUUCUUGGAUUUUAAAUUGCAUCGAUCACUUUAGUAAAUUUUCAUGGGCCUUUCCGUUACGAAAUAAAUCUGCUAAUGAAGUUGCAACAAAAUUACGUGAUUUAUUUUUUACUUUUGGACCACCACGAAUACUUCAUUGUGAUAAUGGCCGUGAAUUUAUUUCGAAUGUUAUUACAGAAUUAAAAAAUCUGUUUCCAGAUCUAGUUUUUAUUCGAGGAAGACCAAGGCAUCCGCAAAGUCAAGGAUACAUCGAAAGAGCAAAUGGAAUUUUAUGUGAUGCUCUCGCACCAGUUAUUUGUGGUAUUAACACAACAAUGUCUUCUGUAACCAAAACAACAGCAUAUGAAGUGAUGUUUGGACAACAACCUCGUUCCGAUUCUGAUUUUUGGAAGUUAAUUCAACAGAACGGUGUCGAAGAUGAAGAAAACUUACCAACUCCAGUUGCUGAAUUAAAUGAUGAUUUAAAUGAUGAUCAAGGUGAUAGUUUAAUUAAUUUCGACAAAGAUAUUGAUGCUGACCUAGUUGAUCUUGUUAAUAAAUUAUCUAAUGAUGCUGUUUCUUGUUCAUUAUCUAACACACCAUCAACACCCAGAUCGCUAUCAAUUGCCGAAAAAACAUAA
Rotaria sp. Silwood1 is the source of this 894-nucleotide messenger RNA. The record is from the annotation of a GenBank genome assembly. Lineage: Eukaryota; Metazoa; Rotifera; Eurotatoria; Philodinida; Philodinidae.